Molecule: messenger RNA, 2301 nt
Organism: Sinocyclocheilus grahami
Lineage: Eukaryota; Metazoa; Chordata; Actinopteri; Cypriniformes; Cyprinidae
Product: rab-like protein 6
Exons: 16
Coding region: 1-1983 (660 amino acids)
Cellular component (GO): nucleus; cytosol
Molecular function (GO): GTPase activity; GTP binding
Source: RefSeq, a predicted model, not a curated record
AUGGUAAAGCUGACAGAUUUCCUGCAGCUGACAGCAACAGACGAUGUAGUGAAAGUUGAAGUCUGGGAUGUGGUAGAUAAAGGGCAAAAGCUUCCUCUUCCAGAAGGUGUAGGGAAAGGGAAAAGACGCGGAGAGAAUCUGAAAUUGGAAAAUGAACCUCAGGAGUCGGAAACCGAGAUGGCUCUCGACGCAGAGUUCCUGGAUGUUUAUAAGAACUGUAACGGUGUGAUCCUGAUGUUCGACAUCACCAAACAGUGGACGUUCAACUACAUCCUUAGAGAGUUGCCAAAAGUGCCGACACACAUCCCAGUGUGUGUCCUGGGUAACCAGCGGGACAUGGGCGAGCACAGGGUCAUCUUACCCGACGACAUCAGAGACUUCAUCAACAGUCUGAACAGACCGCCGGGCUCCUCCUACAUCCACUAUGCCGAGUCCUCCAUGAAAAACGGAUUUGGUCUCAAAUACCUCCAUCGCUUCUUCAACAUCCCAUUCCUGCAGCUGCAGAGGGAGACUCUGUUACGGCAACUGGAGACAAAUCAGCUUGACAUCGAUGCCACACUAGAAGAGCUCAGUGUUCAGCAGGAGACCGAGGACCAGAACUAUGACAUAUUUCUUGAGAUGAUGGAUGCACGCAAAGCUUAUGGCUCUCCAGCGCCCUCUAAUGGCCAGAGCCCAUCCUCAGGCUCCCAGUCCCCUGUGGUGCUGCCCGGUGCCGCCUCUCCCAGUAACUCCAGCCCCAGUACCCCACAGGCCCCUGUCCCGCUCCAGACCCAGUCCGCCCCUCCACCACCGCCAUCUAUACCACACCCUCCUGCCCAGACCACAGCCGCCCAUGUACCCCAAUCACCAUCACAAACACCUCCUCCUGCCCAGAAACGAGGCUUCAUGUCACGCCUGUUCGGAUCGUCCGCUGCAGAGGCGUCACCAGACAAACCAGAACCUAUGGGCUCUGAAGACCCGAAGCCCUCUGGAAAGGUGAAGAGUGUGGAUGACUUUGUGCCGGGGGUGGGCAUGGAACGGACCUUUCUGGAAGAUGGUGGAACAGCAGUUAAAUCAAAGAACAAACCUCCAGCAUCAGCUCCCAUCCUGGACAGUGAUAGUGAUGGUGAGGGACGGGGAAAUCCUCUGGUCUCCGGCUUCCAGGAUGAUUUAGAUCCGGAUGACAGAGCGCUGUCUCAGCCUGCCGUUAAAGCGGCGGUCCCGAGCAUGGGCGUCACACUCACGAGUGAUGAAGAACAGGAAGAUUCAUCUCUGCCCUCUGCUGCCCAGCACAAAGGCAUUGGCUCGGGCCCAAACUCAAAGGGAUGUACAGUGAAUUCUGUCAAACAGCUGCAAACCAAGUCUAAACUAGCUGAGAGACCCCAAAGCCUGAAAACCCCAGCAGGACCUGCAGUGCAGCGACUGAAGACAGGAGGCGCUGUUGAGGCCGACUCCGAUUCAGACCAAGAGGCUCCAGUCGCUCAGCAGAUGCUUUCAUUUGUCAUGGAUGACCCUGAUUUUAAGAACAAAGAGUUUGACGGACACAAGAUCAAGAAGGGCACUUUUUCUGCACGAGAUGACUUAUCUGACCGGUCGGAUGAUGGGUUUGUGUUAGCUGGAUUCCCAGAGCCCCCCAAACCUGCUGCCCCUUCAUUUAAGACCCUCAACAGUGACAUUGACCUGUUCGGCCUGGAAUUUGAAGAGACAAUGCCUAAGAGUAAAGACAGCAGUGAAGACCAGGAAGAUAAUGAAAGCAGACACUCCACAAAGGACAAGAAAAAGAAGAAAAAGAAAAGCAAAGAGGAGGAUGAGAAAAGCAGCAAGAAACGACACAAACACAAGAAAAAGGAAAAAGAUGAGGCGGGAACAGGAGACGAGAAAGAAAAGAAGAAGAAGAAAUCUUCAAGAACCAAGAAAGCAGGAACCGUGGAUGAUCUUGAGGCCUUCCUGGCAGGUGGAGACGGACCAGGAAACAGUGAGGGCGGAGACUAUGAAGAACUCUAACCAAUCAGGGUUUGACAUCCACACCGUGUGACAUCGCCAGGUCAUUUUCCAAUCCAUUCCACCUGUUUUUCAGUGCCUAACCUUUUGAGUUUUCACAGCGUUUUUGUUCUUCCAGCAUUGCAGCUUUAUAAAUUGGUACGUGGCACUGUUGUUCACCUCAUGCCGUUUUCCAGUAUUUUCAGACAUAACAUUUAGAUGCAUUUUCAAAUGAUCGAGAGUUUAUUCCAUUAUUAACUGAUUAGAACUCUGUCCACAAAGACUUGAAGUAAUUUUAGCUUUGUUGGUUUUGUUUUGUGUGUGUCUUUGUCAAUGUGUGUG